This is a messenger RNA of Spizellomyces punctatus DAOM BR117, 2711 nucleotides long. RefSeq lists its product as uncharacterized. Gene Ontology annotation, molecular function: ATP binding; RNA helicase activity; RNA binding. Lineage: Eukaryota; Fungi; Chytridiomycota; Chytridiomycetes; Spizellomycetales; Spizellomycetaceae. The coding region runs from base 197 to 2209 and encodes 670 amino acids. The record is from RefSeq and is a predicted model, not a curated record. The transcript has 2 exons. Gene Ontology annotation, cellular component: nucleus.
GUCUAGUUUUUUUUUUUAUAAAAGGACGCUUUGCAGCAGUGUUUAGGGACGUUUUUCCGUUUGGUUUUUUUUUCUUUUUUUUCAAGGCUUUUUUAAAACGAAAACUGCUCCCGUUUACAACGACAAGCUUGUUUUUCUUUUUUAUACGGAUCGCUUUCGUACGAUUCCUCACUUGUUUUUACAAACUACUUUCCCUAUGCUAGCUAUGAGCAACCAAAAUGCGGACGUAGAGGCUCUUGACCAACGUUUCGCUUCUCUCGGCGUCAACGGCGCCUCCAACGAGAAUGGACAACGCGGUCCUCGUUCGCGAUAUGUUCCUCCCCACCUUCGUAACGCUGGCCCAGCUCCACAAGCUGAUGGUGAGCGCUCUGUCUCUCCGGCAGCUCCUGCACCUCGUGCCUCGGGCUGGGGAGCUCCUCGUGAAGGUGGCCGUGGUGGGUACAGCCGUGGAGGCGAUUUCGGACGUGGUGAACAGAACCGCGGUGGUGAUUGGGGAAAUCGCUCUGGAGGUGGCUUUGGUGGUGCUGGUGGUCGCCGCGAUGACCGUGGCCCUCGCCAGUAUGUAAAAGAUCCCAGCGAUGAAUUUGCUCACCGCCCCGAUGUCAAGCCUCGCGACAGUCGAUUGGAAACGCAACUUUACGGAAGUCAGCACAAUAGCGGUAUCAAUUUUGAAAAGUACGACGACAUUCCCGUCGAUGCUUCUGGACAUGAUGCUCCAGAGCCAAUCAAGAAUUUCGACGAUUCUCUUUUGGAUGAACUUGCGAAAUCCAACGUAAAGCUCGCUGGUUACCGUCAUCCCACACCCGUGCAAAAGUACUCUGUCGCUAUCGUGACCGCUGGGCGUGAUUUGAUGGCUUGCGCGCAAACAGGUUCCGGAAAGACUGCCGCCUUUUUGUUGCCAAUUCUCAGUCAAAACUUCAAGGAUGGUCCACCAGACCACCAAGCGGACGGUGGACAGCGCGGUGCUGGCGGUUAUGGCCGUAGCAGACCAAAGGUCACUCCAUCUACACUUGUCUUGGCCCCCACACGUGAACUUGCUCUGCAAAUCUACGAGGAAGCCCGCAAAUUUGCUUACCGCUCAUGGGUUCGCCCCUGUGUUUGUUACGGAGGUCAGCCAAUGGUCGACCAAGUCCGUGACUUGGAACGAGGCUGUGAACUGCUUGUUGCUACUCCUGGUCGUUUGGUGGAUCUUAUUGAGCGUGGCCGUGUAUCUCUGGCUGCCGUUAGAUACCUUGUGCUUGAUGAGGCCGAUCGUAUGCUUGAUAUGGGUUUCGAGCCUCAAAUCAGGCGUAUUGUGGAAAAGGAAGAUAUGGCUUCUGCAGAUGAACGUCAAACGCUCAUGUUCUCUGCAACCUUCCCCCGGAACAUUCAAAUGCUUGCAAGGGACUUUUUGAAGGAUUACAUUUACCUCACCGUCGGUCGUGUUGGUUCGACAUCCGAGAACAUCACACAGCGCGUAGAGUACGUGGAGGAGGCCGACAAGCAUUCCGUCCUUCUCGAUCUUUUAUAUGCCGAUGCCGAAACCUCUGAAAAGGAUAACAAGACGACACUUACUCUUGUGUUUGUGGAGACCAAGCGUUCGGCCGAUAUGCUGUGCAACUUUUUACUUCAGAACAAUUUCCCCGCAACGUCUAUUCACGGAGAUCGUACGCAACGCGAGCGCGAACAAGCAUUGCACUCGUUCCGAUCUGGCAGAACGCCCGUCCUUGUGGCAACUGCGGUUGCCGCGCGUGGUCUCGACAUUCCCAAUGUCGGUCACGUUAUCAACUUUGACUUGCCGUCCGACAUUGACGACUACGUUCACCGCAUUGGUCGUACCGGUCGUGCCGGUAACACUGGUAAAGCAACUGCUUUCUUCAACUUGCAACGUGACAAGGGUGUGGUCAAGGAACUUUUGGAAAUCUUGAUGGAGGCCAAACAAGACGUUCCCGAGUGGCUGGAUCAAUGCCGCCGCGAAGCUGAGCGUGAUAUGCAGUACCGAAGCUACAACCGACGUGGAGGCCGUGGAGGUAGCCGUGGAGCAAGCCGAUUCGGCGGAAAUGUUGACUACCGUAAGGAAACCGGUGGUUUUGGACCGCGUAGCGGCGGCUUUGCCGACAAACGUCCAGGCGGCCGUGACGAUUUUGGCGGAAGCCACGGUAGCGGAUUCGGUGGAUACGGCGGUGGUGGCUACAGCUCGGGCGGUAGCGGCGCGAACAACUGGUUCUAAGUGUGCGGUAACAGUGCUCUCUGGGACACAAAGGGCGGUCUGGAGGGCAGGUUUGAGAGUAGUCACAAGGGAAAUCCCACUUCCCAACUCAGCCCGGUUAUGUGCAAUGCGUGGGUUCGCGUAAUUUGGGGGAUAAGUGGUCUUGAUGGUUUAUUGGUUUGCGGUGUCGAACGACUGGCCUUGGGUUAUGUUCUCCAUUGGCCACUGUACAUAUCCCCUAUCUUUAUUAUUUUAUUAUUUUAGACUACUCUCGUUUUGUUUUCAAUGUUUUCAGUUUGAUUUUUCUAUAGAGAGGGAUUUGGAGUGGGUGAGGGUGUGUAGAGCAAAGUGCUCGUAUGCAGUUUGCACGCUUGUUUUGUAUUUAAAGAGAAGGUUUUUUGGGGGGGAGUGGAGCGCAACCUUUUCGCCUGGGGGAAGGGUAAGGGAAAAUGUACAAACAAGUUGGGUGCAUGGAUGAAUAAUUGUGUACGAGAUGGAUGAUAAUAAGCAAUUUCUUUCUCUC